GACUUGGGGUAAAGGGGCUUCUGGGUUCUUUUUUCCCCUUUCCAUUUCAAGAGUCUGUCAGUUGUUUGUUUUAUUUUCAUUUCUUGAGCUUUUGAAGCCGUCCUGCUUAGGUGACUCGAGACUAUUGGGGUCAAUAGGCUGCUGACAUGACCGCUGCCCUCAGAUUCCUGUUACUGGGCAAUAAGGCAGAAAAGCCAACCUACUUGUUGAUUUUUCCUGGACUUGCAACAUUGAUAUUCAUCUGCUGGCUUGACGUGCUGCUUUGCGAGUGCAUUUCUAACUCUGGUGGACUCCAUGCAUCAGAAAGGCUUUGUUCAGGAAAUCUUUCACAGCUCAUGAGAAAGAACAAUAGGGCCCUCCAGCUGAUGCAGGAUGAAGUGUCCCCAGAUGAUCUUUUAGAGAAACAAGGGGCUUCAGCGCUAUUUACUCGGCUGUGGGAGCUGCGUUAUAGGGGACAGGGAUAGGGGGUAAUGCGAUUAAAGAAAGAGGAUGAGAUGUCAGAAAGUUCCUCGAGGUAUUCAGCAACAGCUGCUGCGCAUCCUAUUAGAGAGCGGGGCCAAGGCGACUCCAGGAUGUGCUCCACAUUUUGAAAACACUUCACAUGUGGCAGCCACAGACGCCAAAUCAAAGGCAGAUGAACAUGAAGGUAUCUCAGCAAAUGAAGCCCACCGCAAUGGCCAUAAUGUGGGCUGGCAUUGCCUUCAGUGUCAUGUCCUGCACCUCUGGCUUCUCUCAUGGCGCAAACCCCUCUGCCUGUAUUGAUAUGAAGCCGAGACAUAUUCAGGUCGGACCCCAGCACCCCCACAAGAGCUCCAUCACUCUGCGCACUGACAGGACCACCUACCUUCCAGGGCAGACAGUGACUGUGACGGUGAGGAGCACACGAGACUUUAUGGGAUUUUUGAUUCAAGGCCGUCGUGUCACCGAUAAUCAGAUCGUUGGCUCCUUCAUCGUUUUCCCUUCCGAAUCCAAACUUCUUCAGUGUCAGAAGUCGGGGGACUCAGUGACGCAUUCGGACAAGUCACUCAAGCGGAACCUCUUCUUUGUGUGGAAGGCACCUGCUCUGUCCGUUGGGGACAUCCAGUUUUACGUCUCCAUUGUGCAGUCCUACUUCAUUUACUGGGCCAGAAUCAACUCGACUGUGGUUCGUGACGUGACGCCAAAGGGAACGACACCAGCGGCGCUCCAGAACGGGCAGUUCUCUACAUCUGGAGAUUGGACUGCCAAUUCCUCGCUGACGAGAACCACGGAGGCCAUUUCAGACGCGGGUCACAAUGAAGCCUCACUGUUUGAAGAAGACACCCAGGAAAACAAUGAGGAGAAGCUCAGGGCUGCAGCAACACAACAGAAGCAGAGCCUGACUGAGCCACUUGACCACUUCAUGCAAACAAGGGCAGGAGGCAAGAGCACGGCCGGAGAACUGGAGCGGUGCCACGGCUGCCGAGAAGAUGCACAAGCUAGAAGUUCAAAAGAUGUGACCGAUGUUUCACGAUCUUGGAGUGAGACCUUCCUGUUACCGACUAGCUGGCCUCAAGUGGAGACAAGCAGUGUGGUGACUUCCCAACUCCACCAGCACCAGGCCACCAUGGCGGACAAUCCAUCUCCAGCGCUGAAGCAGUCCGUCCUCGUGACGCUGAAGGCUUCGGCCGACUUUCUUCAACAGACAGAGAAGGGCGAGCCCAGAGAGCAGAAAGCAGGGAGGGACAGAAACAAAUCCCUAGGAGCGGAGAGCAGGCCCACCCAUGAGGAUGGAACAUCCAGCAAGGAAGGAGGCAACUUGGCGAGGGGCUCUCAUCUCGGUGCGGUUGAGCUGGGGAUCCUGCUGGGCUGCUCGGCAGGUCUGGGCAUGGCGAUGGCGGCAGGUCUCCGGUACCUCCGCGCUCAGUACUGCCGCAAGCGAACCGAGGUGUCCUUCACCGAGCAGAACAAUGGCAUCAUUCACGUACAAGAAAGCGGAGAGCUGGUCCAGGUACGGAAGGUCAGAGAAAACAGCUUUGUGUUGGUCCAGGCCGAGUAUAACGUGAUCACACCUCCCGGGAAGUGAAAACCCUCAACGUCUCACUUCUCCAUUCCUCGACUACUUGGGGAAUCGCCUUCAAUCUUUGAAUAGUAGCCAAAGAAGUAAAUAUAAUCAAAUGGUAGCAAACGACCACCCUCUCCUCGGUGGUCAACCGUAGUUAAUCCAUGUUAGUGGAGACGUGUGACUAAACCAUUGUGACGUUGUGUAAACAAUGAAUAAACUCAUCCCACCAGCUCAUGUGCCUUCAGAUGCCAUCAUAACGAUAGAGCAGCUCAGCACACCGCCAAGUCAUUCAUCUCUCAAAACCUUUCCUCCGCAAGAAGAUGGUGGGACAGCAAAGCCUAUCCUGGUAGAACUGGACACAAGGCAGGAGCCCGCCGUAGACAACAUGGCAGUCCACGUAGUCCUGGGUAGAACUUCCUUCAAGGUGUGUCUCGACUGGGUCCCGGAACGUGAAUUCAGUU
Molecule: messenger RNA, 2484 nt
Organism: Erpetoichthys calabaricus (reedfish)
Lineage: Eukaryota; Metazoa; Chordata; Cladistia; Polypteriformes; Polypteridae
Product: reelin domain-containing protein 1-like
Exons: 7
Coding region: 602-2044 (480 amino acids)
Molecular function (GO): oxidoreductase activity, acting on metal ions
Source: RefSeq, a predicted model, not a curated record